AACACUUCAUAAGCUCGUUAUUGACGCAGUAGCACAUGUCGAAAAUUCUGGAUUCUUCGUUGAUGCUGUAACUACCGGUGGAGCUUCGUGGAAUCGUAAAAUGUGGAAGAAGUUUGAAAUAGCUGAGAAUAAUGUUGACUGUAAACAUCCUCUAAAUGAUGACCGCAAAUUAUGGUUUUUCUCUGAUUUUCCCCAUCUAAUCAAAACUUUACGUAAUUGGGUGGUAAAAAACAAAAUUUUCAUGACACCUGACGGCGGUGUUACAUUAGGUAAUUGGGAAGCUGUACUGAGAGCUGAACCACCAGAUUCACCGGCCCCACGCCUUGCUCAUGUUUUGUCAUGGGAACAUUUAAAUCCAAGUGGAUUCCGAAAGAUGAAUGUACCGAUGGCAUUUCAACUAUUUUGCCCGCAAGUUCAAGUGGCAAUGGCCCUCCAUGUUAAAGAGAGUUUGCCUUCUAGACUGUUCUGCAACAGAGUCGAUGAUUUGAUCACGGCCAUGAUGUCUCUAACUCCAGCAGGAGCUUUAGGUCACAAUUCUGUGCACAAGAAGUCGAUUGCAGAUUUCUUACCAUAUUUGAAACAAUGGGAAGAUCUGUGCAAUACCAGUGAUCCAGUAUUGACGUCUUUCUCAGCACCGACACUGCUUGGAUUGAAAGUUACUCUCCAGGCGACCCUCGAGCUUUUUGAUUAUCUUCAUACGAGGCACGGUUAUCAGUAUCUCAUGACUUGUCGUGUCAAUCAGGAUGUACUCGAGAGGUUCGUCGGUCUCGUCCGAGCAGCAUGUGGGUGCAACGACCAUCCUGAUGCACGAUAUAAUAUCUCCGGAGAAGACAUCUUAGAAACGUUGAUAAGUCUCAAAGAUCAGAGAAAGUUGGAGAAUUCAUCCAGAAAACAAGAAUGGUUGGAUUUACUGGAUGCAGAGCUCAAUAAUAUUGAAUGGGUUGCCUUCAGCGAAGACAGCGUGGGUGAUCGGAAUUUUCCAGCUUAUCAUCCUCUCUUAGAUCACGAUUAUUGCAUCUCAAACUCGGAAAUUGAAGACAUGGAGAUAGACGAAGAACGACCUGGCCAGCAAGAAACACAGCCUGGAUUGGACCACAAUUACCACAUCAUAAGUACGAGUGACUAUGUUCAAAGUUAUAUAGCUGGAUACGUCGCUCGAAAAAUCGGAGGAUAUACCCGGUGCCAGGCUUGUCUACUGUGUACGCGAUCAUCUCAUCCCGACAAAAGAGAUGAAGCUAUCAAAUUUUUAUCCAAAGGAUAUUUAAUUUAUCUCAGUUCGAAUCUAUUUGCCUUAACUAAAGCAAUAGAAAAGAUUGUUUUGGCAGAAGUUUCGGAGAAUGGAAUUCAAUUUGACACAGUUCUCAAAAUAUCCAUCAAGUACUGGCAGCAAUUGGAACGAGAUGUGGCUGCAUAUGGAACACCAAAACAUUGGCUCCUCAGUAUUUGUGAAGAAAUAUCGGAAGUGGUCUUUGUAUUGAAAGACAUAAAAAGUCAUCCGCGGCUGUACUGCCGAGUAUUGGAAGAUAUGUCAAUUAAAAUCGAAAGCCACGAUGGGCUAGUGUUUCGUCGAUAUUCUGGACGUGCGGAUAGUUAUGAAACUGUGAAUGAACUCUUGAUCUACUUGUCCAAGCUGAGAAUCUGCGUCGGGACGCAAUGGUAUGAAAAUAGGCGUUCAACAGAAUGCACAAUUAUCAUCAAUCAAUGUGAUAUUCCAUGGAAUAAUUACGGUGAUCGACGAUGUACGCACUGUGCUGCAGAAAGACGUCGUCAUCAAAAUACUGAAUUUAUACGGGAGAAAAGGAGAAGACUGAAAUAUGAGCAGGACGUUAAGCGAAGAUCAGACUUCAAGAAAAUGAAAAAAGAAAAUUCAAAAUUAGCUGAAGAACUUGCAAAAUUGAAAGAGGAAUUGGAAAACGCGAGAGUCGCUCUUGCGACUGCGGAUGAACGAGUUGUGGAGGAAGCGAUUCGCCUGUUGCCGGAAGCACAACAAGAAGCGGUCCGUGCUUGUUUUGCGGCUUCGAAAUGCGGCUAUGGAUUUCAAGAGGCUUUAUUCGAAUGCUUGAAAGAAAAAUCGUCUCAUAUGCCCGAUAGUGAUAAAAGAGGUGUAUUGUUAAUUGAUGAAAUGAAGCUCAGUGAAGGUGUAUCCUUUGAUACGAAGACCAUGACAUUCCGAGGCUUUACGGAUCUGGGAGACUACACACCUGAGAACAAGAAAAACAAAGUUGGGGACCAUGCACUGGUAUUAAUGUAUCAACCCUUUCGUGGUACAUGGGUACAGACAAUUGGAUGUUUCCUAAGCCAAGGGAGUGCUAAUGGAGAUACUCUUCACAAAUUGCUUAUAGACGCAAUAGCAUUGAUGGAAAAUUCUGGAUUUUGCAUUGACGCUAUAGUUACGGAUGGUGCGUCGUGGAAUCGUUCUAUGUGGAGAUUGUUCAAUAUUGGAGAGCACCUUGAUGAGAACAAGAGCAAGACACUACGUGCAAAUUGCCAACAUCCCAUGGAUGAAAACCGUAGAUUGUGGUUUUUAUCCGAUUUCCCACAUCUCGUUAAAACUUUCCGGAAUUGGGUAGUGAAGAAGAAAAAAUUCACGACGCCUGAUGGAACGGUGAACAUCCAACAUUGGCGGAAUAUUUUGAUAAAUGAACCCGUUUAUAACAGCAGCUUGAAAAGUGCGCCCAUGUUAUCAGAAGCUCAUUUGAACCCAGAAGGCUAUCAAAAAAUGAACGUGCCGAUGGCUUUCCAGUUAUUUUGUGACAAAGUUCGGGUGGCAAUGAAGAAACAUACUCCCCAUGGCAGUGAAGCUUCAGUGGCGCUUUGUAAACGAGUGGAUAAUUUAAUCCAAGCAAUGAUGUCACGUUGUCCCAGUAAUGCUUUACGUAAGGAUGGAUCACGUAGGAAGGCUAUCACGGACUUCCAGUCAUUUCUAGCAGAAUGGGAAACAGAAUGCCAAACUUCCAAUCCACGUCAGCAGUGUUUAACAAACGAGACUUUGCUAGGCCUCAAAGUGACACUGCAGGCAACUAUUGAACUGUCUGAUUAUCUUUAUGAAUGUCACAACUAUGACUAUCUGAUGACGGUUCGACUCAAUCAAGAUGCACUCGAGCGCUUUUUUGGUAUAAUGAGAUCUGCAUGUGGUUGUAAUGACCACCCGAAUGCUUUGCAAUUUGCACAACUGUACAGGCUACUGUGUGUGUACUCACUAGCAAAGCCACCGAAGAACAGCAAUAUCUCAGGGGGAGAAAUACUGCGUACACUCAUGACGGUGAAAAAUGUAUCGAAGACUGCGCCUGAAUCAGUGAAAGAGAAAUUCAUGAAACUUCUAGAUAGAGAACUUGACAACAUCGAAUAUGGAACUGAUGACAACGAAAAUAUCCUCAACGAAGAGGAGCCCACCUUCCAUGAUUUACCUGCGCAACCCCAACUGGAUCACAAUUACACGGUGCAAAAUACCAGUGAUGAUAUUCAAAGCUAUGUCGCUGGGUAUAUAGCACGAAAGGUACUGCGCUAUACAAAAUGUAAAUCGUGUAUAUCUCACUGCAGAUCGUCCACGCCAGAAGAACGGGAUGUAAUGAUAGAAGAAUUAUCACUUGGAUAUUUGAUCUAUCCCAGUUCUAAUCUCUUCAAAUUGACCAAAGAUAUUGAAACUAUAGUACAAAACAUAAUGUCCAAAACCACAGUACAAUGCGAUACAAUUCUAAAUAUAGCUGAAGCAGUGCAUGGUGAAGCGAGCAAUUUUGUUUUAAUUGGAUGCAAGGAACAUUGCUACGCUUUGACUGGUGAAGUAAUUUAUUUUUAUUUGACAAUUCGAGGACAUUUCCUAGCCAAUUUUUUCAAUAAAGAGAAUGGGGUUAAAAAGAAGCAAAAGAAGAAAUACAAGAAGCUAUCGAAGAUGACAUAGAGAUAUCUUUGAAUCAUUAAUUGAUAUUAUUCUUAUUAUGGCAGGGGAAUUAUAAUUUUGUUGUUAUUUACUUCUCAUAAUGUUCAUUGAUAAACUUGUUAAAUAUUGUGCAAUCACUGGCGAACUUGUAAAUAGAAUUUCAUGUAAAUACGUCUCUAAAUAACAUUAUAGUAAAGAAAUAUAUUUUACGUAGAAAGGUA
Messenger RNA from Diachasma alloeum, 4098 nucleotides. RefSeq lists its product as uncharacterized. Bases 101 to 3898 code for a protein of 1265 amino acids. The record is from RefSeq and is a predicted model, not a curated record. The transcript has 16 exons. NCBI's taxonomy places the organism in Eukaryota, Metazoa, Arthropoda, Insecta, Hymenoptera, Braconidae.